Olea europaea var. sylvestris is the source of this 1434-nucleotide messenger RNA. RefSeq names its product metalloendoproteinase 2-MMP-like. NCBI's taxonomy places the organism in Eukaryota, Viridiplantae, Streptophyta, Magnoliopsida, Lamiales, Oleaceae. The coding region runs from base 154 to 1263 and encodes 369 amino acids. Gene Ontology annotation, molecular function: metalloendopeptidase activity; zinc ion binding. Gene Ontology annotation, cellular component: extracellular matrix. Gene Ontology annotation, biological process: proteolysis; collagen catabolic process; extracellular matrix organization. The transcript has a single exon. The record is from RefSeq and is a predicted model, not a curated record.
CACUAGUCAAACCUUGGGAACCAAUAAUGCCGGGCCUUCAUCUUUUCACACGAAAACUCAACCCUUUGAACAAUUCAUAGAUACGCCCUUAUAACUUCAAAUCAAAAACUUUCCAUUCAUUUCAAUUUCAAUUUAUCAGACACUCAAACGAAAAUGAAGUUCACGCUGUUCAUUCCCAUAACUUUUCUGUUGCUCUUUUCCAUUUCUUCGGCUUCUGCACAUUUUUUCCCGAAUAUCACUUCAAUCCCACCUUCGUUAAUCCCGAAUACAACAGCAUGGGAGGCUUUUAAUAAGCUUAUGGGCUGCCGUAAUGGUCAAAAGAAAGUUGAUGGGUUAACCAAAUUCAAGAAGUAUUUACAGUAUUUUGGUUAUCUGAAUUCUUCUUAUUCUGAUUUUUCGGAUGAUUUUGAUGAAUAUCUUGAAUCGGCCGUCAAAAUUUACCAGCUGAAUUUCAAUCUGAAUGCCACCGGUGAACUUGAUGAACAAACGUUAAAGCACAUUGUACGACCUCGAUGCGGAAACGCCGAUGUAAUCAAUGGCACUUCGACUAUGAAUUCCGGUAAGCAACCUAGACCUUACAGUGCAAAUUCCACCAUUCAUACAGUGGCCCAUUAUACGUUUUUCCCGGGUAGGCCCAGGUGGCCGGAGAGUAAGACUGAGUUAACAUACGCGUUCUUGCCGAGGAAUCAGCUGUCGGAUAAUGUUAAAAUUCUAUUCGCACGCGCUUUUGAACGUUGGUCGGAAGUAACGCCGUUAACUUUCACAGAGACGACGUCGUUUAACAGUGCGGAUCUUCAGAUUGGGUUCUUCAGCGGAGAUCACGGCGACGGCGAGCCGUUUGACGGCGUUUUGGGGACGUUAGCGCACGCUUUUUCGCCGCCAGUUGGGAGGUUCCACUUGGACGGUGAUGAAAAUUGGGUGACUGACGGCAAUUUUAAUAGCGGGUCACCCGUUUCGGCUGUGGAUCUGGAGUCUGUUGUGGUUCAUGAAAUCGGGCAUUUGCUCGGGUUGGGUCAUAGUUCGGUUGAGGAAUCUAUUAUGUACCCAACUAUAUCUUCGGGUACCCGGAAAGUCGAACUUGCAAACGAUGACAUCACGGGGGUUCAGGAGUUAUACGGGUCUAACCCGAAUUAUAACGGAUCUGAACCGAGUUUGAUUCCGAGAGAGGGGACUGAUUGGAGUGGGACCCAUUAUGUUCAUUGUUCAUUGUGGGGAUUUGUGAUGCCAUUGGUUAUUGGCAUAUUCUUGUUGUUUAGUUUGUAAAUCUCUUUCAUGUAUUUUAUUUGUUGAUAGAAAUAUCAGAUUAUUAUAGUACAGAGUACAGAUACCAGAUUGUAUUUUAGUUUACUUUACAUUUCAUCCUAAACCAUUCUUUAUCUUGCUUUUCAUGUGCUUUUUAUGGCCCAAAUUCAAUAAGCCUGUGUUUGAUAGUCA